CUGGUUCCACUUGGCCUGUUGGUUCCUCUUGGCCUGUUGGUUCCUCUUGGCCUAUUGGUUCCUCUGGCCCUGUUGGUUUCUCUGGCCCGGUUGGAUUAUCUGGCCCGGCUGGUUCCUCUGACCCGGUUGGUUCCACUUGGCCUGUUGGUUCCUCUUGGCCUGUUGGUUCCUCUGACCCGGUUGGAUCCUCUGGCCCGGCUGGUUCCUCUUGGCCUUUUGGUUCCUCUUGGCCUGUUGGUUCCUCUGCCCCGGCUGGUUCCUCUGGCCCUGUUGGUUCCUCUGAACCGGUUGGUUCCUCUGGCCCUGCUGGUUCCUCUGGCCCUGUUGGUUCCUCUGACCCGGUUGGAUCUGUGGCCUGGUCCUGGAGCGAGCAGUAGCACAAGGAACCAGCAGGCCAAGAGGAACCAACAGGCCAAGAGGAACCAACAGGCCAAAAGGAACCAGCCGGGCCAGAGGAUCAAACCGGGUCAGAGGAACCAACCGGGUCAGAGGAACCAACAGGCCAAAAGGAACCAACAGGCCAAAAGGAACCAACAGGCCAAAAGGAACCAGCCGGGCCAGAGGAUCAAACCGGGCCAAGAGGAGCCAACAGGCCAAGAGGAACCAACAGGCCAAGAGGAACCAACAGGCCAAGAGGAACCAACAGGGCCAGAGGAACCAACAGGGCCAGAAGAACCAGCAGGGCCAGAAGAACCAACCGGGUCAGAGGAACCAACAGGCCAAGAGGAUAAAGCCGGGUCAGAGGAACCAACAGGCCAAGAGGAGCCAACAGGCCACGAGGAACCAACAGGCCAAGAGGAACCAACCGGGUCAGAGGAUCCAACAGGCCAAGAGGAACCAACAGGGCCAGAGGAACCAACAGGCCAAGUGGAACCAACAGGCCAAGUGGAACCAACAGGGCCAGAAGAACCAACCGGGUCAGAGGAACCAGCCGGGCCAGAGGAACCAGCCGGGCCAGAGGAUCCAACCGGGUCAGAAGAACCAACAGGGCCAGAGGAACCAGCAGGGCCAGAGGAUCUAACCGGUUCAGAGGAACCAACAGGGCCAGAAGAACCAACCGGGUCAGAGGAACCAGCAGGGCCAGAGGAACCAACAGGCCAAGAGGAACCAACAGGCCAAGAGGAACCAACCGGUUCAGAGGAACCUGUA
Messenger RNA from Menidia menidia (Atlantic silverside), 1149 nucleotides. NCBI's taxonomy places the organism in Eukaryota, Metazoa, Chordata, Actinopteri, Atheriniformes, Atherinopsidae. The record is from the annotation of a GenBank genome assembly.